AUGUCCAGACCGACGCUCAUAACUCCAUACGCGCCACAGCUCCUGUCCUUUUCCGACGAAUUCCUGGAGCAGAAUCACUUGGGAGAAUGUAAAGACUGUGAUAAACUAUUCUUUGACGAUUAUGAAGCUCAUGGACGGGUGGAACGGCCGAAGAAGUGCGCGAAAUGCCAAGGAGUUUUGGGAGAGUCGACUACGUCGGAAGUUUUGGUCGAUAGCGAGGUAAGUAUUAAUUUUUAUGAUGUAGUUUUGGGGUUGAAAGAUGCACAAGAUUAUGGUCUUGCUGAUGGUUAUGUUAAUUUUGGCAAAUUUUUGAAUUUGGUGUUAAAUGGCUGUUUUUUACAAAAUUUAGGUAUCAAAAGCUGGUUGGUUAGUAUAUUUUGGUAUUUUUGACUAGUCUUUGAUACGUUAGUAAAAAAUAUAAACAAUUAUACGUUCAGCAUUAA
Messenger RNA from Bursaphelenchus okinawaensis, 443 nucleotides. Lineage: Eukaryota; Metazoa; Nematoda; Chromadorea; Rhabditida; Aphelenchoididae. The record is from the annotation of a GenBank genome assembly.